AUUUUUGCAAGUGUAAUCAGCGGGGCUCUCUGCCAUGGCUACGACCACUUACAUGGGUGCAGGGGCAGAAAGUGGCGAGCCCCGAGCUGGUGCAGACGAAGACAGUGGCGGUGGUGGUGGUGGGAGGACCCCUUCCACGCCGACGGACACCAUGAACAUAGUCAACAGUCAAGGUUAUUGUGUGAGUAUGAGGGAAGACAUGAAGUACAUGCCGCCUCAGAAUCAGCAUCCGAUGCAUGCGAAUCCCUGGGUGGGACUCACCCAUGCCGAGCCGAGCCCCUGGGCACCCAUGCAUGCCCACCCGGGGAUACCCCAAGACAUCAAGCCUCAACACGGUGACAUGGGACUCCCGCGAACCCAUCAGGCGAUGACCCCUCCACAUUGGGGGCAUUCCACGUCUCCGUACUCCCAACAUCCGGCCUAUGCCAUGAAUGGGCUGAUGAGUCCGUCGGGUCCAGGUCCAGGACCAGGUGGAAUGUUGAGCAGGGAAUUCGCCCCCAUGAGAGACCCCCAUCACCAAGGUGCAGUGGGACCCGAGCACGAAGACGUGGAACAACCAUCCUCGGACGAUUUGGAAGUGUUCGCCAAACAGUUCAAACAACGCCGCAUCAAAUUGGGUUUCACGCAAGCGGACGUGGGCUUGGCCCUCGGCACCCUUUACGGGAACGUGUUCUCACAGACCACGAUUUGUCGGUUUGAAGCCUUGCAGUUGAGCUUCAAGAACAUGUGCAAGUUGAAGCCUUUGCUGCAAAAGUGGCUUGAGGAAGCCGAUUCCACGACAGGGUCCCCAACCUCCAUCGACAAAAUCGCUCAACAAGGCCGGAAACGCAAGAAACGGACUAGCAUUGAAGUCUCCAUCAAAGGGGCAUUGGAGCAGCACUUUGUGAAGCAGCCGAAACCGUCAGCGCAAGAGAUCAGCGCCCUGGCGGAGUCGCUUCAGCUGGAGAAGGAAGUGGUCCGCGUGUGGUUUUGUAACCGGCGGCAGAAGGAGAAACGAAUGACCCCACCUGUGGGUGGGAACCCGGCUGGGAACCCUGGAGGUAUGAGCACACCCGACGGGUUACCCCAUGGGUUACCUCCGGGUUUAGAGGCUACCCCGUAUCCUCACCACCCCUCCCCAUCCGGUCCCUUGAGUCCACCCAUGCUCUCCCCCUCUCAGCCCUUACCACCUCACACUUGUCAAAGCUCCUUAGUCUCUCACUAAGAAAAAAAAAAGAGGACUUUUUCCCGUUUUAUUCUUCCACAUGUGAUCCUCUCUCUCUCUCUCUCUCUCUGUCUAUCCUUUUCAUCCCUUGUGCGUCUCUGAAUGUGCCAAAACAACAUGAAAUACCUCAGAAAGAGAGAGAAGACGAAGAAAAAAAGCAUGAGAGAUUUUUUCUUGGAGGUCUUUCUAUGGCUCCGAAAAUCUCGUUUCCCCGUCAUUUCUACACGAUAUAAAAACCAGUGACAAUAAUUUUUCCCUGGUGUUGUGAAUGUUUGAGCAAGGUAUAAAUCCAGCUGCACACCAGACAGAAGGAAGACAGGCAGUGCAGAUGGAUCUUAUGAAUUCAGGCCAGUCAGAAGACGGCAUCAGUAUCCACGAAAAGCAUUCCCCAUCGUGAUAUUUUAGUUUAGGAUUCCAUCCCUUUCUUCUUUCUGUCCGUUUUCAUGUCUGAUUUCGUUUUCUUAUUCUCACCUCCUUCUUUCGAUUCGCCUGUCAUCCUGACGUGAUACCUCAGCUUCCUCCAUCAUUGCAUUUCCUUUUUUCUCCUUUUUUUGGCGUAAAAGCCUCGUCAACAUAGAGAUACCAUUAUUCGCAGUGUAGUUGGCACAUUUUAGACUUGAGUUGAUCUUCGUAAAACAAGGGAUAACUGAGGACUUGUUUCUCUUUUAUUCUCGGGGCAGAGGAAGUUGAGGAAUCAUGGAUGGAGUACUCGACAUGAAGUGAAGUGAAGAUGCUCAAAAGAAAACAUUCCUCACUGCACUGUGUCUCCAUGCAGGGCAAAAAACCCUUUCCUUCCUCCUCACCGUUGUUUGUGCAUCCUACGUACAACUACAAGCAUUCCUUUCCAGUUAAUUUCACGGAAAAAUAAUAAUGAUUGAAGUGAAGGAUAUUUGUUAUCCAAUCGAGGAUACUAGUCGGUUUAUUCCUGAUCCCCUUCUUUCAUUUUUGCAUGUAUAUACAUACAAGUGGUUCCCAUAUGUUGGAGGAAUCCUUAGACGUUCUUUUUUUUAUUUCUGCUAUCCAUGUUUUUCCCCCCCCCCC
Molecule: messenger RNA, 2245 nt
Organism: Darwinula stevensoni
Lineage: Eukaryota; Metazoa; Arthropoda; Ostracoda; Podocopida; Darwinulidae
Source: the annotation of a GenBank genome assembly